AUGCCGCGCAAAUCCAUUGAAAAUUCAAAUGCAAGUUUGCUAAAAUUCUUUUCACCUGUUCGGAAAGAUACCACUAAAAAUGACAAGCCAGAUUGUGCCAUUUUACAAGUCACCAGUAGUGCUCCUUUUAAUACGUAUUUUCUUCCUUUCAAUGUAACGAAAACCAUGACCAUGGCCCCAGUAAAUCGCUUCCAGCAUCCUGUAGCACCGAAUUUUGCUGAAAUGGUAUUUGGAAACACGCGCAAUAACGAUUCAAAUUCAGAGAAUCUGUUAUGUAAUCCUUCAAUACCACAAAAAACCAAAGAAUCUGAGAAAUAUAUCAGAGAAUUUUUAUCAACUGUGCGACCGGAACUUCUUAAAAAACGUGGUACGAAAACAUUGGUGUCGGCUAAAGAAAUAAUUCUGCAAACAAAUCAUGAACCUCUCAAAAUGGAUAUUGAUGAUGAUAAUAAUAAUGGAUGUGAAAGCAUGGAUUGGUCUAUCCGUAGUGGAACCGCGACAAAAGAAUGUAGUUUUGUAUCUGUUUCAGAAAUGCCUGUAGAUGAUCUAUCGUCAUUAUUCAGAGACAAGAAAAAAAUUUGGAUGAAAUUGCUGCAAUUUGAAGAAAAUUAUCGUCCUCCAUAUUACGGUAUUGAUGACGAUGGCUGGAUUGUACCUACGGGUUACCUAUCUGAAGACGAAAUGAUUGAAGAAGCUGAUGAAUCUGCGUCUGUUACUUCUUCUGAAUCAUCACCUUUUAUUAAAAAAAGAGCCGGAAACUACAAAGAAUAUAAUCAGGCAAUAAUUGAACCAUCGCGUCCGUUAAUUAUCGGUCCCAUAUUAGAGGAAAGUCCUGGUGAUAGUAAUCACCAAUUGGCUGAAUAUAGUAUUAAAUUCCUAAAUGCGAAUAUUAUCUUGCCGUAUAACCCUUUUGCUGUUCCAAUAACUAAUAAACGCAAGGCAAAAGAUUCAAACAUUGAAGAUACUUAUGAUAAAGAGCAAUUACCUAAUAAAUCUCGGAGUAAAGGAAAGUCGAAUCAAAAGAACAAAGAUCAAGUUAAAAGUAAUGAGGUGAAGCCGACCGCAAAUAUUGUUAAUGAUAAUGUAAUGGUAACAUUUAAUUGCACUAGUUGA
Cetraspora pellucida is the source of this 1113-nucleotide messenger RNA. NCBI's taxonomy places the organism in Eukaryota, Fungi, Glomeromycota, Glomeromycetes, Diversisporales, Gigasporaceae. The record is from the annotation of a GenBank genome assembly.